Cercocebus atys (sooty mangabey) is the source of this 1973-nucleotide messenger RNA. It is a transcript of the gene PNLDC1, whose product is annotated as poly(A)-specific ribonuclease (PARN)-like domain containing 1. Gene Ontology annotation, biological process: nuclear-transcribed mRNA poly(A) tail shortening. The transcript is spliced from 18 exons. Lineage: Eukaryota; Metazoa; Chordata; Mammalia; Primates; Cercopithecidae. The coding region runs from base 56 to 1549 and encodes 497 amino acids. Gene Ontology annotation, cellular component: cytoplasm; endoplasmic reticulum. Gene Ontology annotation, molecular function: RNA binding; poly(A)-specific ribonuclease activity. The record is from RefSeq and is a predicted model, not a curated record.
GCAGCGCGUGGGCAGCACGUGAUAGCCCUGCGCGACUCGGCAGAGCUGCGCGGCCAUGGACGUGGGCGCCGACGAGUUCGAGGAGAGCCUCCCUCUGCUGCAGGAGCUCGUCCAGGAGGCGGACUUCGUGGGUCUGGACAUAGAGUUCACUGGCCUUCGAUCUAACUUGUCUGGACCCCAGCAGAUCAGUCUUUUUGAUUUGCCAUCGGAGUGGUACCUAAAGACCCGUCAGAGCAUUCAGCAAUUUACAGUCUGUCAGAUUGGAUUGUCUGUGUUUUCCGCCAUUGAAGGAGAAGCAAACAAGUAUAUAGCCCAUUCGUGUAACUUUUUUCUCUUCCCCACAACGUUUGGGAUUUUGGACUCAGAAUUCUCUUUCCAGGCUUCCAGUGUUCAGUUUUUGAAUCAGUAUGGCUUCAACUAUAACAAGUUUCUCAAAAACGGAAUCCCAUAUAUGAAUGAAGAACAGGAGAAGAAAAUUCGACACGAUAUCCUGACUGGGAACUGGAGAGUUCGCAGCUCUCCGGAUAAAGACCAAAUCAAGGCGGUGAUUGACAAAGUGACACGGUGGCUGGACCUGGCCAAGGAAGGUGACUGGAUGACUCUUCCUGGGAUCGCUGGCUUCCAGGCCUUUGAGGUCCAACUGGUGCUGAGGCAGGCCCUCCCCGACAUCUGGACGGUGCUGAAAGAUGAGGGGGUGGUAGUGAAGAAAGUGAGUAAACAACAUCGUUGGUAUCUUCAGAACACCUCUUGUGACCAAGAGAGCUGUUGGAAGGAAAAUAUUCUUCUCUCUGCAAGGGGUUUUUCUGUCUUUUUCCAAAUGCUGGUGAAAGCCCAGAAGCCCUUAGUGGGACAUAAUAUGAUGAUGGACCUGCUGCACCUCCAUGAGAAGUUCUUCAGACCCCUCCCAGAAAGCUACGAUCAAUUUAAGCAGAAUAUCCACAGCCUAUUUCCUGUUCUCAUUGAUACCAAGAAUGUAACAAAGGAUAUCUGGAAGGAGAUGAAUUUCCCGAGGGUGUCGAAUCUUUCCGAAGUCUAUGAAGUCCUGGACAGUGACUUGAAUCCCACCAAGAAUUCUGGACCAGAGAUUGUUCACGCAAGCAGGUGUGAGAAAUACGUUAAGACAAAGUGCCCCCACGAAGCUGCGUAUGAUGCCUUCCUCUGUGGGUCAGUUCUUUUGAAAGUGGCACACUUGCUUCUACAGAAGAUACAUGGCAUCGACCCCGUGCCCGAGUCGUCCUUUCCUCAGUACCUCGACGUGCUGGCUCCUUACGUGAACCAAGUGAACCUCAUCCGCGCGGGGGUCCCAAAGAUCCGCGCGGAACGUCCUGAAGGAGUACCGGGGCCACCCGACCCUGUGCAUCUCCCUGUACCGCUACUGGAGGCACUCCCCAGACGUCAACUGCGUGCUCCAAGUCUGUGGCAUAGUGACUGCCUGGGCCCUUCUCGCGUUCAUCUUCGGAAGAUCUGGUCCCUGAGCGCAGCGAGGCCUCCUGCGGCCACCCUCAGGUCCCCGUGCUCUCUGGAAGGUGUGCUGGGUGUGUUUGUGUAAAUCAGAUUCUGUUUGCAGAUGGAUCUGUUUGGUCGUUUCUAGAAAUUCUGUUAUGUCCUGAACACGAAAUUCUGUCAGCACUCUCAAUGAUAAAUGAGCCGUUGGGUAUCAUACCUGUAUGUGUGGCCAGAACUUUUCUUUCUGUAAAUGCAGGCAGAGCAGUCAGCACCUUGGGAUUUAAGCUCAUGUCUCACAAGCAGGUCAUUGUGCUAGGAGCUGGACACCAGAUGAAGAAAAGGCGACGUUAUUUCUGGGAGAAAAACUAAUGGCUUAUUACUGGCUGUUGUUGACUUAGUUCUGAGAAAUGGUCUUCCUAAGUUUAGUAAAGGAAGGAGGUGAAGCUCGGAAGAGGGAAAGUCGUGUGUAGUGGGGACAUUUUUGAUAAGCGUUAUAAACUGUAAAACGUGCACAUGCAUUUAGAAAC